CGUUGAGCGGAAAAUAAGAAUGGUUUCUAACAAGUAAAUUGUGUGCAUUGAACUAUAAGUGUGCCGGAUUUCACAAUUAAACUUUGUUUGCAAACAAUUAUUUUAGCAUAAAAGAAAAUCAUAGAUAUUUAACAAAUGGCUGAACAAUUAAUAAAUGAAUUGGAAAAAGCAGCUGAAGUGAUUUUGGCACCACCAAACUUAAUUUCGGUACAACAACGUCAGUCUGCUGAACAAGUUUUUUUAAGUUUUCGAAAAACUAACUGUCCUUAUGAACUUUGUCGACAAAUUUUGGAAACCAAUACAAAUGAUUAUAUUCUUUUUGAAGCAGCUGAUUUAAUCAAAAUAGCAUUAGUACGAGAAUGGUCAACAUUAUCAAAAUCAGAUAUUUCUUCUUUAAAAGAGUAUCUUUUCCAUUAUAUUAUAAGCAAACCAAAUUUAGCUGCUUAUAUCAGGGCAGUCAUAUCACAAAUAAUUGCAAUUAUAAUCAAAAGAGGCAGCAUAGAUGAUGGUGGACAGGAACGGCAACAUAUGUUAGACAAACUUGAAAACAUGAUAAUGACUGCUAACUUACCACAAAAACUUUUAGCAUGUAAUCUUAUUUCCGUAAUAAUACAAGAAUAUGCAUUCAAUUGCAAAACUUCAAACAUAUAUUUACCAUUGGAAGCACACAUUGAACUUAAAAGACAAUUCCAACCUGACUUGAAAAGGAUUUUUAAAUUUUCUAUGAGAAUAGUUGAAGAGUUAAUUAAAAAAGAUUUACAGGAAGAUAGUAUAGCUCUUCUUAAACAGUUACUUCCAAUUUUGGAGGAUAUACUUUCUUGGCCAUUUUUGAACAAAUCUUUUCCAUAUAUAAUGACAUUUAUUUCCGAAGUUGAUUGUCAUACAUUGAAUUUACCUGAAGAGUGGGAAGAUGUACUUUUACUUCCAAGUGUAUUGGAUCUGUUUUUUACACUGUAUUGGAAAGUGCGAGAGUAUCCACAAUUAACUUACCAUGCAAGAGCAUGUUUAGGUCAGUUAGCAAAUGUAAAUACUGCAACAGAUUCUAAAACAGUACAGUACGUCUCUAAUUAUAUGGAGAGAUUUUUAAAAUUUGUAACAAGCGUUGAUAUCAUCGACCAAGAAGCAGUUGGAAUUGCUAAUAUAGUAAAAGAACUGAUAAUUUUUCAAACUAAAUAUUUAUCUGAAGAUAUUAUCAAAUUGCUUUUGGAACAAUUAUCGCGAUUAACAUACCUAUUUUUGGAAAGUGCAGCACAAGAAAAAUCGUUAGCAGUUGACGAAUCUUUAUACAUGGAAGCUUUAAAUGCUUUGUUUGAUUCGUGGCUGUAUAUUUUGUCUGAGAAAAAUCAACAAAGUUUUGAUUUUUGUAAACAAAGUUUCAUUCAAAUAUUUGAUACAUAUCUUCGAUAUCGUUUAGCACCACCGGAAGGUAUAAGAAAUAUUGAAGAAAAGUCUCUUGAAAAGGAAGAACAAGAUUGUGAAGAGAGUGAUAGGAUCAGAUUUAAGGACCAUUUACAAAUAAUGGGACUUAUUGGAAGACAAAUACUACAUCAUUCUCUUCCACUGUUGGCACAAUUAAUAGAAAAUCGUAUAUCUAAAAUGCGUGAAAAUUUUAAUAUGUUAGUGGGACGGACUGAAUCAUUAGAAAAUAGUUGUAUGAUUAAUUUGUAUGAAGAUAUACAUUGGUUAGUGCUUAUAAUAGGUAAUAUACUUUGUAUGGAAUCUGAAGGUGAAAUUGCUUUGAUACCUUCUGAAAUAAUUACUUAUGAUAGAGAACAGGCACAAGAAGGAAAGGUUGAUGUAAACCUUACGCUACAAUUCUUAGCAUCUUCAGACAAUAUAUCAUCAGAUAUUAAUAUUAAUACUGAAUCAAUAGAUCAUGUCAUACGCUUAAUUGCUGACGUAUUUCGUUUGUGUGCUAUAGAGAAAACUGCAAUAUCUAUUCAUUUAGACAGUAUGUUAAGUCCUGAAUUAAGUUGUACCAUAACAUGGUUUUUAUGUAAAUUAUCUCUUAAUUACCUGCCACUGGUAGAAAGUCAUUAUCUUGAAAUACCUCCUAUAUUUAUAAAAGCAUUUGGAGAUACGCCUGGUGUAUCAUGGAUUGUUAACUUUUUGAUAGAAAAAGUAGAAUUCAAUAUAAGCACCUUUAAGAGUGAGCCAGCAUUAAUGACUGAAACUAUUAACUUGUUAUUAUCACUCGUCAAAUCACCAAAGAGAGCCAGUUACGUCUUGAAGUCUGAACGAUUUGGAAGUAUUGUAAAUUUAGCAACAAAAGAGCAAUAUGACCUCCCACGGUUAGUUAAAAGAGGAUUAAUGCAAGCAGCAGGUCAAAUUGUUUCUGCAGCUCAAGAUACGAAUACAAAACAUUCUUAUUGGAAUCAGAUUUUACAACCAUUAUUAAAUAAAUUGCCUCUAAAGCAACUUACCACAGAUGAAAAAUUUUUGCAAUCUUAUCAUCGAGAGGAUGUUAAAAUGCAAGUUAUGGAUAUUUUGGAUCGUCUUAUUGGAGUUGGACAAGGUACGAAACAGGAAAAUUCGGAAUUGCUGUUGCAACAUAUAUAUCCACUGUUGCGCGAACUUCCAAAUUUAUUAUCAUUGUAUCAUAAUUAUCACGAAGUAAUGGAAUUAAUUUUCGAGUUGCUCUGUGUAUAUACAAAAGAAAGUGAAGCCCUUUAUUACUUAUCACAGACUGAGGCUGCACAGAUGUAUGAAAUAUGUUUACGCACAAUACAAAAUUACACACAUUUCAAUUCAAACCGAAGAACUGCAAGCACAACUGCAGAAGAUGAUAACUAUGAGGAUAUUAUGUUACUAAUGCAUCUGUUAAUGAAUCUUAACGAAAUAUUUAACAGAGAUGCAAUAGAUGCUUUUCUCUGUGGUGCAAGUAUGUUUGUGCCUAUAAUGACUAUAGACUUAUUAAAGUUUCCUUUAUUAUGUUCGCAAUAUUUUAAAAUGGUAAUAUCAUUUUGUAAACUAGCUCCUGAAAAAGUACUCAAUUUAUCUCCUGAAUUAUUACAACGACUUUUAGCAGCAAUAGAAUCAGGUUUAUUUAAUUUUGGUGAUCUUGUGUCUAUGAUAUGUUGCGAUAUUAUUGAACUCUUAGCAAUUCAGGUUUACAAAGACAACUCAAGUGGGCGACCACGAAAUCUUGUAAUGCUACCGUUUUUAAAUGUACUUAUUAAUGCUUUUUGGUCUCAAGAAAUUAACUCUGAUCUUGUACCAUGCAUGGGUGGCCCAUUUUACUAUUUAAUAUGUUGUUAUCAAGACGAGUAUCAGCGGAUUGUACAGAAUAUUUUAUCAAGUCAAAUGGAUCAACAAAAUGCGCAAAGACUAGCUAAUGCCUUUAUACAAUUAACUGAAAAUAUACAAUUGGACGCUAGCUGUAUGAAUAAACUCCAAUUCGAACAAAAUUUUGAUAAAUUCACUAUUAAUGUACGUGGUUUUCUAAUGGUUAAAUAAAAUGUAUUUUUUUCUUUAACCCAUGAAAAUAUAUUUUUAAACGUAAAAUGCGGGUACCCUUAUAGAAGGAAUUCGUUAAGCAUGUAAGCUUUUUAUUGACCGAUUUAUUACACGUUACCACUUACAGUGAGUCUAGCGAAAAAUCGAAUAAUUAUAAUAAUAAUAAUUAAUACAAGUUACAGCAUCGAUGCAUGUUUCUCAUAGCAAACGAUCAAAAACGAAAAUGUUUUUGCAAUAGAUUUUUAGUUACCUUACAAACAAGUACAUGAACUUACAUACUUGGUACAGAUUAAAUCAUCGUUAGCCAUUCUUCGUACGCCUUCGAAUGAUCUUCGACACUUGACAAAAUUGUUACGUUAAUAUUAAAUUUAUUUAUAUAUUUAUAUAAUAUACUUUAUCUGUAUAAGAUAUAUAUAUAAGCAAACAUGCCUUUCGCACUGUCCCUUUCGCACUCACUCUCUCACAGUGCACAAGCACUAAUUCAUUCUCUCCCUUUUACUUCCUCCUUUAUCUCUCUUUAAUUCUGUAUUUUGACUCCUAAUAACAACAAUGAUUAUUAAUCUUA
Messenger RNA from Megachile rotundata (alfalfa leafcutting bee), 4021 nucleotides. RefSeq names its product exportin-4. Gene Ontology annotation, biological process: protein export from nucleus. Gene Ontology annotation, cellular component: cytoplasm; nuclear pore. Gene Ontology annotation, molecular function: nuclear export signal receptor activity. The record is from RefSeq and is a predicted model, not a curated record. NCBI's taxonomy places the organism in Eukaryota, Metazoa, Arthropoda, Insecta, Hymenoptera, Megachilidae.